Symbiodinium sp. CCMP2456 is the source of this 525-nucleotide messenger RNA. Lineage: Eukaryota; Dinophyceae; Suessiales; Symbiodiniaceae. The record is from the annotation of a GenBank genome assembly.
AUGCCUAGGAUCGAGGUGUUCCACUGCUUCAAUGCCUUAUGGGUGAAGAACCGCUGGGACAACUGGGAGUUGCACUCGGAGAUUGAUUCCUGUAUUCUCCACACCCUGGCUGGUGCAAACAUCGCCCGGUACUUCCGCCGCUUCUCGUGGUUCGACUUUGCCAUCUUCGCCGUGCUGCGAUGUGCAGUGGAGCAUCUUUCGGAGGAUCAUGGUGGCCUUAUCGAGGUCAAAGCCAUCACCGAAGGGCAGCGCGAGGGGAACCUAGGGGACUGCUUACGCCUGGGUCUGGUCUAUGGUUUCUGGUACGCCGCCUCGAUCUGCGUGCUUGGGCGCAGCAAGCUGGCUCACCCAGUCUUCCUUGCCUUGUUGCUGGUGGGCUACCCAUUGACUUUGGUUCAUUCCUACGAUUAUUUGCUGAAUAAGAGCAGUACUUCUUUCUGGCUGGCCCAUGCAGCGAACUUGAUCUCCACAAACCCACCGGUCGUUGCUGCGGGCAUGCAGUUCCUCGGUUUGUUGGCUGCCUAG